AAAAAGUCUUAUAGAUUUCCGCGUCAACUUCUGGCCUCGUUUUGACGCUGCGAUGUUGCGUCAACUAUAUAUUGCGCUUGUGGCUUGAUGCGAUUAGGUCAGAGCAGAGUGCCUGCACUGGUUAAGUUGGUUAGUUAUAGUGACUGUUUAGAAGAGUGUCGGCGGCGACAUUGAGAUCCAAAUCAUGUCGUCUCAUCAUGUCAUAUCGGUGUGUAUCUUCUGCUUCAUAUGCGCAACACACACGCCCUGUUCUGCUCAUGCAGCUGUGAAACAUAAUUCCCUUCACCAGAAGGAUUAUGGGCAACCUUCUUUACUAGAAAAAUAUCAAGAAAACAACCGAGAUCUACCGGUCCUUGGUAAAACGGAAAACAGUAUUAUAGACUUAAAUCAUAGAAAAGUCCGACGGAGUAGUGAAUCGGGCAACGAUAAUGUAAAUAACAGUGACAGUGACACAGAUCAUCUUAGGAAAAUAUUUUUGAAGUACGGCGACGGAGAAUACAUGACGAAAGAAGGUUUCAAGAAGUUCCUAGGCGAUUUAAACUUAUCCAAACACAUAAUAACAGACGACAACCACGGCAACGAUGGCCACGAACAUCAUGACCACGAGCAUCAUGAUACGCACAUCCAUUCUGAAGAUAAAAAUAAUACGUGCAUAGAAGUUGAGGAGAUUCCGUCGUCAGUGGGACUAAAUAGUUCUUACGAAAAAAUAAACGAAGACUCAUUCUACAAAAUGUGUCCCAUUUUACUAUAUAGCUUAGUUAAUAAAGACUGUACCAAAAUGUUAGAUGACCAUCAUGAUAUGGAUGACAUUGCUCCUAUUGUAAAUAACGGAUUUGUCUGGCUGUGUUCUAUUCUCGCUAUUAUAGUUAUAAGCGCUUGUGGAGUCUUAUCUCUAGUUAUUAUCCCAGUUAUGCAGAAGAGGUUCUACAAGCCUCUCAUACAAUUUCUCGUCGCUCUCGCCGUCGGCACAUUAGCCGGAGAUGCUCUCCUUCAUCUUCUUCCCCACGCCAUGAGUACUACACAUGGUCAUUCUCAUCAUCACACCCAUUUGGCGGAAGACUCCUCGCACGAUGAAAAUAUUCAGAAAGGUUGUGUUGCUAUGUUGGGCCUCACUUUUUUCUUCGUCAUGGAGAGACUAAUUUCGUUGUGCGUUAAAUGGAGGAAAGGAAAACAGAAGAAACAUUCCCAUAUAACUGUCAUCAACGAUAGAAGGGAAAGUAUAGAUCAGAAAAAUGAGACACAGUGUAUGGACAAAUACAAUUCCUUUCCUUAUUGCUAUAAGGAUAUAAUGGAUAAUCCUCAGAAAAUGGAACCCAAUAACCAGAAUCUGGAUUGUCCGUCUGAUAUGAACAUCUGUACUGAAGCUAAUAAGAUGUUAACUCCUGAACACAAAAAUGAUGAUUACACUGUAAUUGUACGAGAACAUAAGAGCGAACACCACGGACAUUCACAUAAACACGGACAUGUUCAUGCAGCACCUAAAAAUUUUUCGUCCGUAGCCUGGAUGGUCAUAAUGGGUGAUGGAUUACACAAUUUCACCGAUGGAAUGGCAAUUGGAGCAGCGUUUUCAGGUAGUUUAGCCGGUGGGUUUUCAACAACAGUAGCGGUGUUUUGCCAUGAAUUACCUCACGAGCUCGGAGAUUUUGCUAUGUUAUUAAAAGCUGGAAUGACCAUCAAACAAGCUCUUUUCUACAAUAUACUCUCCAGCGUUUUGUGCAUAUUUGGAAAUAUUUUCGGACUUAUGCUCGGUAAUACUGAAUACGCUAGUUCGUGGGUAUUUGCUGCAGCUGCCGGUAUGUUCAUCUACAUCGCCUUGGUAGAUAUGAUCCCCGAAUUAAGCUCUGCCCACGAAGAUGAAGGCAACGUAGGACAAGCUCUGUUACAUUUGGGCGGUUUACUUACCGGUUUGGGUGUGAUGGCCCUUAUCGCAUUUUAUGAGCAUGAUCUAAUGACGGUUUUCAGCGAAGCUCAUUAGGUAUGCGCCAGUGAUAUUUUUUUUCUACUUAUCAAUAAGAUUUAAGAGUGGUCUAAAGUUGUAUCAGCGAUUUUUUAAAGAUAGUUGAACUGGUGU
Molecule: messenger RNA, 2071 nt
Organism: Diabrotica balteata
Lineage: Eukaryota; Metazoa; Arthropoda; Insecta; Coleoptera; Chrysomelidae
Source: the annotation of a GenBank genome assembly